Molecule: messenger RNA, 3930 nt
Organism: Hemicordylus capensis (graceful crag lizard)
Lineage: Eukaryota; Metazoa; Chordata; Lepidosauria; Squamata; Cordylidae
Gene: CHST7
Product: carbohydrate sulfotransferase 7
Exons: 2
Coding region: 410-2014 (534 amino acids)
Biological process (GO): carbohydrate metabolic process; N-acetylglucosamine metabolic process
Cellular component (GO): Golgi membrane
Molecular function (GO): chondroitin 6-sulfotransferase activity; N-acetylglucosamine 6-O-sulfotransferase activity
Source: RefSeq, a predicted model, not a curated record
UUUUGUUCAUUUGGGAAGAGGCGUGCGCUUAAAGAGAAGAGAUGCUUGGCACGCCGGCCCAGGAAGUGUGCUACCACCACAGCGGAUCCUAGGUUCAGAAGGCGGCGGCGGCGGCAGCCGGGGCUUGGGUUGAAAGAAAGGCGGGUAUUGCUUGCUUUUCAGCCUCUGGCUCGCUCUCGCCGGCAUGUGGGCGUGUUUCUAGGCUGGGAAGGCGCGGCGGCAGCGGCGGGCGGCAGGAGGAGGAACGGCGGCCGCCUCCUUCGCUUCUCUCCGCCUCCCCUCAAGUUUGUGCCUGUUUUUAAAAGAGGCACGAGCCUGCCUCCCUCCCGGAGUGCCGCCUCGGCAGCAGCAGCAGCAGCAGCGCCUUGAAGUACGGGCUGGCAGCUCCCUCAGGCGUGGCCAGAGCACCAUGAAAAGCCGGCGGCGCUGGAGGUGGCGCUGGCAGCAGCACCGGCGCUUCGCCCUGGGUUUGCUGCUCUACACGCUGCUGCUCCUGCUGCUGGUGUCCUAUGUGCUGGACUACGGAGCCAGGAGAGGGCGCGCGGGCGAGGAGUUGCUGCUGCCCGUGCCGCCCCGCAGCUGCCCCAACCUGGAGGAGGCGCUAGGCGAGUGGAGAUGGGAGCAGGAGCAGGAGCCGCCGCCGCCGCCGCCCCGAGCAGCAGCAGCAGCCGAGACAGCAGCGAACCAUGAAGGGAAGACAGCUGAGAGGCAGGGCGGCGCGGAGAGCAAGGCUGGCGGGAAGCGGCACAUCUACCUGCACGCCACUUGGCGCACCGGCUCGUCCUUCCUGGGAGAGCUGUUCAACCAGCACCCGGACGUCUUCUAUCUGUACGAGCCCAUGUGGCACAUGUGGCAGGCGCUCUACCCGGGCGACGCGAUGAGCCUGCAGGGCGCCCUCCGGGACAUGAUCCGCUCGCUCUUCCGCUGCGACUUCUCCGUGCUGCGCCUUUACGCGGCGCCCCCGGCCCCCCGCGACCCGCUCGCGCCCUUUCCCUUAGCCUUCGGGGGCAAAGCGGGCAGCAACCUCAGCACAACCAGCAUCUUCGGGUGGCGGACGAACAAGGUGAUCUGCUCGGCGCCGCUGUGCCCCGACGCGCCCUGGGCCCGGGCUGAGGUGGGCCUCGUCGACGGUGCUGCCUGCGAGCGAAGCUGCCCGCCGCGGGCACUGCGGGAGCUGGAGGCCGAGUGCCGCAAGUACCCAGUGAUGGUGAUCAAGGACGUGCGGCUGCUGGAGCUGGGCGUGUUGCUGCCGCUGCUGCGGGAUCCCGAGCUCGACUUGCGCGUCAUCCAGCUCUUCCGCGAUCCCCGCGCGGUCCACAAUUCCCGCCUGAAGGCCAAGCAGGCUCUGCUGCGGGAGAGCAUCCAGGUGUUGCGGAGCCGACAGCGCGCCGAACCCCGGGGACUCCCCCGCCGGCAGCUUCUGCUGCCCCCAGCCGCCGCGGUUCUAGCCGGCGCCAGCGGCGUCCGGACGCACCAGCAACACCGAGCCGAGUUCUUCCUGGGCGGCGCCCUCGAGGUGAUCUGCCAGGCCUGGUUCCGCGACUUGCUCUUCUCCCGUCGCGCCCCCGCCUGGCUGCGCGCCCGCUACACGCUACUGCGCUACGAGGACCUGGUGUUGGAGCCGCAAGCCCAGCUGCGCCGCCUCCUGCGCUUCGCGGACCUCCCGGAGUUGCCCGCCCUGGACCACUUCGUGCUGAACAUGACUCGCGGCGGCGCCUACUCGGCCGAGCGCCCCUUCCUGAUCUCCUCCCGCGACGCGCGUGAAGCCAUCCACGCCUGGCGGGAGCGCCUCAGCCGGGAACAGGUGCGGCAGGUGGAGUCUGCCUGCGGCGAGGCCAUGGCCCUCCUCUCCUACCCGCUCAGCGACGCAGAAAGCCGGGAGGCGCAACGGGAUUCCAGGGGGCGCCCCGCUGCUCCUCCGCACCCAGGUAGCGUCCAGCGCAGCCUCCUCUCAUUACCAACCUCGGGCGGGCCUCGCUCUUCCUCCUGCUCCCGCUCCUCUGUGACUUCAUGAACCCGACAGGUUAACUGGGGACAGAUGACAUGGAAGAGGAACUGUGCAUCCUAUAGACAUUGGAUAUACCAGCAAAUGGCAACUUCGACUGCAGGUUCUGCAUGGCAGGACAAAUUCCAAUUAGCUUUAAAAAAGCGAACACUAUUGUAAAGACCGUUUCCAAGUAUGAAAGUGACAUGGUGCAAUAUGGAUAAUUGUGGCCCUCUUCUUGUGGAGUGCUUAAUCUUCCAGUUUUGAAUUGACAUUGUACUGUCAGUGAAAGUGCUGCUGCUUCCAUAAGACUUGCUUCUCUUUUUCCACUGUCAGCACUUGGACAGCCCCCUACAAUAGGAAGAUGCAUACAAGAGCACUAUUAUGUGUUUAGCACCUCUUGUGUUUUCAGAAACUUGAUUUAAGUGUCUGUUCAUUUCACAGGGAGAGAACCUCAACACAAUGCCUAGGGUGAGAUUCAGAGUCUCAAGCAGAGAAAGUACCAUUGCCACAAAACAUCAGUUUUUAACUUGUUCAAACCUGGCACCCACCUUCAACCUCAACCAGCAACAUGGGAUCCUUUUUUAGUUUCUCUCCUUUCCCUGUAUUUGUUUUUCCUUUUUUCUCUUAAACAACAAAAAUGGUGAUGGUAUUAAUGUGACCCACCAAUUGAAGACCACUGAUGACCUAAACACAGACACAUAGUUCGAAAGAAAACAACUGCAAAUCAUUUCUUUUAAAACAACUGCAUACAAUACAAGUUUACUUUCAGCUAAAAAUAGAUUCUUGAAGGGAUUAUUGAAACAUUGUAGUCAUUGUGGGGUCUAGGUAAGCUUGUAAAAGAAUAUCAGUACUUCAGUAAAAAUUGGAAUAAACUGUGAUUAACCAACAAAUUAUUGAACUGCAGUAAACACUGAAAAAGAGAGAUCUUUCCAAGUCAGAAAGAUCUCUAUUCAGAUUUAAAUGCAAGUUAAACAUCUUCCGAUACAGAAUAGUGCUGCAUUGUAUGCUUGAUGUAAGCAUAGGCCUGGAAUCCUGAAGGUAAGGGUUUCUAAAAUUAUUAUUGAAUUGCACUUUUUAAACUUCAGGAUACACUGAGUGACAUCUAGACUAAGUUAUGCAUGAGUAAUCCCAUUAAUUUCAAUAGGAUGACUCACAUGGACUCAUGAAUAAUGUCCAGAUAUCCAGCACUGCCUUUGCCUGUGAAACGUUCAGCAGGGAGCCUGGCUGGUUUUUGAAGGUGAUCUGAAUUCUGCUAAAUGGGUGCUUUGUCUCUACACACAUUUUCCAGCUAAAUCUGCAAUAGAAAGUUUGCAAAGCAGUUUGUUUAAAGUUAGGCUUAAAGUCUAAGCUCUAGCAGCUAUGCUUCCUCUGGGCCCCAACACACUUGGUACUCAAGAUGCCAAGGGGCUGCCUGUUCUCACUACUUUUAAACUAUUCCAAAAUAUACCUCUGUUCUGUGGAAGAGACAACACAGGGAGCACAAACUGACUACUAAGUAGGCCCUGGAGGGAGAGCUUCACACCUGCUGGGUCCCAGAAGUCUGCAGUCCUCCAGCCUAUAUCUGUUUACACAGAAUUAAAGUACCACUGCAUUCAAGUGCUUACUCCUAGGCAAGUGUGCUUAGGAGUGCAGUUCUAGACUCACACUGUGAGAUGGAAUUGUGGGAGUGGGGUUUUUGUGUGUGUUUUUUUACACUGCAGUCAUGAAAAUAUGAAGAAAGUCACUUUGCCAGCUAAUAAAUAGGAACCAAAACUUUUGUUUAUAUAGAAAAAACCUAAUUAAGUAAAUAUGAUUUAUGAUUUCAUAAUUAACUUGUGUAGUUUAUUGCUGUCCUGCAUUACUCUUGAGUUUUUGAACAUGUUUCCAAGCAUGCAUGCCUUUGGAUCUCAUUGAUAGGAGCACUGUCUUGCUGAAAAUAAAAGUGUGAAGACUGAAAGAUUCAA